AUGGUGGAGUUUGCGACAGGAGCAGGCAUUUGCUUCGUGGUGUGCGUGCUCGGGCUCAGCCGUACGGUCCGCUGUCUGGCGGGCCACUGCAUCUCCUCCCUUCUCCUCGGGUUUGUGGUCCUCGUGGCCUACUGGCGACUCUACGUCGAGUUCAUGAGCGGCAGGUGGUGGCGCCCGGACGUGGCCCUCCAGCGACUACUUCGACCAGCAGAGCUGCACGGCACCAAGGCCGUGCUCGUCGAUGAGGUUAAGCACAGCUUCGACACUGAGUUCUACGUCGAGGAUCAUGGCUUCGACUGCGAGCGGCACGAGGUCACGACCGAGGACGGCUACAUCCUGCACUGCUUCCGCGUCUUCAAGAAGGACGCGCGCGACCUGUCCCUCCCGCCGAUCCUCCUCCAGCACGGUCUGUUCCAGUCGUCCGGCAUCUUCGUCACCAGCGAGGAGGACAGCAUGGCCUUCCACUUUGCCAAUAAGGGAUACGACGUGUGGCUCGGCAACAACCGAUGCAUCCACGAGAAGGGUCACACCACCAUGAAGCCGCACGAGGCACAGUACUGGGAGUGGGGCCUUGACGAGCUGGGCCACUUCGACUUCCCUGCCUUCGUCGACUACGUUACCAAGGCCACCGGACACGAAAAGGUGGUGUUCGUGGGCCACUCGCAGGGCAACGCACAGGCGUUCGUCGGCCUGUCGCGCAAUCCGCAAGUGGCGCAGAAGCUCGAACUCUUCGUGGCCCUCGCCCCCGCCUUCUACAUCGGUCGUCUCGGACACUGGGCGCUUGAGGCCAUGGUGUCCAUGCCCUCGUGCAUCUUUUACCAGCUCUUCGGCGAAUGCUCGUUCAUUCCCGUGAUGUAUGUCGUGCAGCGACUGAUGGCCCCGCAGGCGUUCGGGCAUCUGGCCUACAACAUGUUCAACUAUCUAUUCUCCUGGGGGGACACGUACUGGUGCCACUGGCGCAAGACCAAGUACUUCCUCUUCACGCCACGCCCGGUUUCGUCCCGCCUCAUCCACCACUGGGGCGAGAUCACAAGAACCGGCCAGCUCAAGCCCUACACCGCCAUGAGGAAGGACACCAUCGCAGACGACGAGCUGGGUCCCGAGGCGGCGAGCGAGAGAGAAGAGCGAGCCAAGGUCUACUCAGUGGCCAACAUCGGGUGCCCGGUGGCGCUGUUCUAUGGCGGGAAGGACAAGCUGGUCCAGGGCAAGGCCCUGGUGGAGACGCUGCAGGCCAGCAAGGAGGUCGACCUCGUCCACCACAGCGAGAUCCCGCACUACGAGCACAUGGACGUCGUGUGGGCGCACGAUGCGCGCGACACCGUGUUCGACCCCAUCGACAGCCUCAUCCGCAACGCUGGCAAGCUGCGGCGAGCGUAG
Acanthamoeba castellanii str. Neff is the source of this 1377-nucleotide messenger RNA. RefSeq names its product abhydrolase associated lipase. The transcript has 8 exons. The record is from RefSeq and is a predicted model, not a curated record. Lineage: Eukaryota; Discosea; Longamoebia; Acanthamoebidae. Gene Ontology annotation, biological process: lipid metabolic process. The coding region runs from base 1 to 1377 and encodes 458 amino acids.